This is a messenger RNA of Brassica napus (rape), 858 nucleotides long. RefSeq lists its product as uncharacterized. The transcript has a single exon. NCBI's taxonomy places the organism in Eukaryota, Viridiplantae, Streptophyta, Magnoliopsida, Brassicales, Brassicaceae. The record is from RefSeq and is a predicted model, not a curated record. Bases 1 to 858 code for a protein of 285 amino acids.
AUGGCGGAGUCUUUACAGGAUGCUAUUCGUUUGAUGUCGCUGAAGGAUGAUGACCCAAUCGAUCUUCCGGAUAACCCUUGUUUCCAAGUGUUUGAGCAAAACGCCUUGAGCAUUCUUGGUCGUUUGCUGAAUCCAUCUUGCCAGCCCAUGGCAGAGAUGAUUGAGACUAUGCCGAAGAUCUGGCGUGUCUAUGAUAGAGUGAGAGGGAUUGCACUCUCAUCGGAGAAGUUCCAGUUUGUCUUUAAGAGAGAGGAUGAUAUGGAAACGGUGUUAAAGGAUAGACCUUGGUCUUUCAACUAUUGGACCAUGCUGAUAGAUAGGUGGAUUCCUUCCCCGCCGAAGAAUUUUCUGUCGACUGUUGAUGUGUGGGUGAGGAUUCAUCACAUUCCAAUGAACUACUAUACGCUGGACACAAUGGAUUUCUUGGCAAGAAAGAUUGGAAAAGUUAUUGAGAUUGCUUACGAUCCAAAAGUUUCUCAGAAGGACGCUUUCAUCCGAGCUCAGGUGAGGCUUGAUAUUGCGAACCCAGCAACAGCAAGACGUGUUCUUAAUAUACCGUCUGGAGGUCAAGUAAUGAUUGAGUUUGAAUAUGAAAAACUCCGGAAGAGGUGUUUCCAUUGCUUACGUUUAACACAUGAAAGGCCUGACUGCCCCAUGCUUCGCAUUAAGUCCCCUCGAGCUGAAGCAUCUGUAAAUUCUUCCAAGGAGAAAGUAGUUAAUACUGUCAUUGCCCGUGGACAGCAGGAACUCGGUGUGUGCCUGUCAUGUCCCCGAUUCUGGAUAGGAUCGUCCGGACGGACUGAGGUGUGUGGAAAUGCACCAGUAUGGUCAUAUGGCCCAAAGACAAGCGUGUCAUAG